AUGAACUUGCUCGAGAACAUCUCGGUGAUGCUCAUGCAACAUGGUCCUUUGAUCCUCAAGCAUUACAAUGCCACUUUCACCGAGCCGCUCAGCUACGUUGUGGCCAAAAUACAAGGUGAAAUCGACUCGCAAGUGGGUCUUAUUGCCGACACUUUCUACGACGUUCGAAGAUUUCCUAAAGUUAUACAAGAUAUUUCCUUGUACACGUUCCCCCAUUUACGACACAGGCAAGAACCACACCAUGAACCCCAAUUUCAAGACCUGGCAGACAUUGUCAACUUGAUCGAAAUCGGCGACUUGAUGAAUGAACUAGCCACCAUUCUUCACCAAUGGUCCUUAUACUGUCGAUUUGUGGCUGUCAAGUACUUCUCUACCUCUACGGAAUCUCCUUUGGUUCCUGAAAUCAUCCAAAAAUCAAACUUCACCGCCAAAGUCACCAGCAAAUUAUUGCCUGCUUUCGAAUCACUAUGUCUGUUUUAUUUCCGCCGGUCGCUCGAAAAAGCUCUCACAAUAGAAGAGCUCCCUUCUCUCGAUCCUUUGUUGCGAGCAACCCAUGUUUCAGUCUCGCCCGAGCAAGUUCCUUGUUCUUCUGUCAUUGAAGACAUCACCAUUGUGUUGAAUAAUACCCUCCAAAACGUUCUUGAUUCGGCGCAUCCAUCUGCCGUCAAGAAGUUCAUUGGAGUUUGCUUCGAGGUUAUUCAGCGAGACUUGGUAAAUGGCUUUUUCAUCAAGAGCAUAAACGAAAAUCAGCCCCGGUACAACUCCAGUCUUGUGUUGGUGACGGCGUCCGAUACAAGUAAUGUCACCAGUCCUGGUGCUUCUCGCAGUGGAACCCCGGCACCCGAAGGUUUGGGGUUCUUCAAAGGUGCUUCUAGUGCUCUUGGAAAUGUAGUGGGAACCGGCGCUGUUGUAACCACUGCAUCUGCUAACCCAGAAAGACUCAAAAACUUUGUACUAUAUUUGAAUACCGUUGCUGUUGGUCAAGAGUAUUUCAACAAAAUCAUCACCAAGUUAGCAGAUUCCAGUUUCUUGUCCAAGGCUUUCCCCUUUGGUUCGGACAACGAAAAGGUGGCUAGCAUAUUGAAGACUGACUUUCUUGACCCGUUCAAUACCAUUUCGCAUAAGAUUAUUCAAGACAGUUUGGUCAAUCUUUAUAACCAGUCUUUCAAGUCGAAGCUAUUGGUGAUGGUCAACGAAUGCUUUCCAGAAGUCAACGAGACAAACUACGUUGUCUAUUCUGCCAACAUUUUGAACGAUACUUCCAGUCUCGUCAGAUUUGCGUCUUCGUGGCAGGCCACUAUAAGGCCAUAUAAGCAGACAUUUCACAAGAAUCUCGUGUACCAAAAGCUCGUCAAGCUUUUAGUGGUGAACUUGGCCAAUCUUCUCGAGCUCAAAUUUCUCGCUGUAUUGAGAAAGUUCAAGAUCAACGAGUUGGGGUCGCUCAAACUUGAAAAGGACUUGUCUUCAAUCAUCAAUGAGGUGUGUGAGGACAGUUACGAACUUCGAGAAAAAUUUGUCAGAGUCACUCAGCUUGUUUUGCUCGUUGGAAUGGAUGACGAAGAGUAUGAAUUGAGCAUAAAAGAGGGAGAGGAUGAUGGAAUCAACUGGGUGUUGACACCUUUGGAACGUAAGCAAGGGCGAGGAUAUAGAAUAUAG
This is a messenger RNA of Meyerozyma guilliermondii ATCC 6260, 1656 nucleotides long. RefSeq names its product Golgi transport complex subunit (gene COG4). The transcript has a single exon. The record is from RefSeq and is a predicted model, not a curated record. NCBI's taxonomy places the organism in Eukaryota, Fungi, Ascomycota, Pichiomycetes, Serinales, Debaryomycetaceae. Bases 1 to 1656 code for a protein of 551 amino acids.